Messenger RNA from Anastrepha obliqua, 1815 nucleotides. RefSeq names its product la-related protein 7 (gene Larp7). The transcript is spliced from 2 exons. Gene Ontology annotation, biological process: RNA processing. Gene Ontology annotation, cellular component: nucleus. Gene Ontology annotation, molecular function: mRNA binding. Lineage: Eukaryota; Metazoa; Arthropoda; Insecta; Diptera; Tephritidae. The record is from RefSeq and is a predicted model, not a curated record. The coding region runs from base 80 to 1717 and encodes 545 amino acids.
GAAAGAAACAAAUUAACGAUACAUUCAGCAUUCUUUUCUAAGCAUGGAAGACGAGCUAAAAUAAAUUUAUCUUUCAAAAAUGGAAUUGGAUGCAGUGAACGCCUUAACUGAAGCGGAGGUACAAAAAAACAAUCAAAAAGCACAGAAGAUACCGGCUGCUGCUGACAUUGCAAGUGCACCCAAGAACUAUAGGAAACGCAAACGCCAUCACUACAAUGCUAUACGUAAACAAAUGGAAUUCUACUUCGGUGAUGCCAAUUUAUUGAAGGACCGGUUUCUGAAGCAACUAAUCGACAAAGAUCCAUAUGUGCCGCUGGAGAUAUUUCUAAAUUUUAACAAGUUGAAAGCGCUUACCACAUCAGUAGAAGAUAUCUCCAAAUCCCUAUCAAACUCUGAAUUGCUCGAGUUAGAUGAGAAACAGUUAAGAGUUAAGCGUAAAACUGCACUGCCCGUGGAGCGUAAUGUCGACAACAAAACACUCUACGUGGAAGCUUUACCUGCUGCAGCUGAUCACGACUGGGUGCGUCAAGAAUUUGAGCGUUUUGGUUCAGUAGUGUAUGUCUCGCUGCCGAAGUAUGCCAAAUCACGAAAAAUCAAGGAAUUUGGGUUCGUUGAGUUCGAACAGGAGAGCAGCGUUGAGAAGGCUAUUAAAGCAUUUCAAGAAUUUAAUGGUGUACUGAGAAUGCAAGAAACUGAUCCAGCUGAACUACAGAGUGUAAAGUCGUUCAUUAAAGAACAAAAUGAAGAUAUCGCUGGUGAAAAAGUUGAGACUGAUGUCGAGCAAAAAAAAGCAAAAAAACUAAAACGCGGUUCCGAUGAUGCUCCGGACUACGGAGGAACUGAAAUAAAAAAGGCAAAAAUAGAAAAUGAUGAAAACUCCACAGCAACCGAAACAGGGAAUACUACAAAUGAUGAUACCGAAAAUCAGCAAAAUGAUGGCGAGGAGGGUAAUAACAAAAAGAAACGACGCAAAAAGAAGAAAAAAUCAAAAACGUUAGAAAAACGAAGAAAGGAAACCGAUUUAAAUACUGAUGCCUCGUUUUAUGAGUUAAAAGUACUUCCAAAACGCGAUUGGAAGCGCCUACGCAACAAAUACUUGAAUUUGCAACGAGAAAAGGUUGCAGAGCUGAAGCGCAAAGCAUGGAAAGAGAAGCAGCAGCAACAAGCUAGUGAAGGUGCCGGUUCAGAAACGUUAGACGCUUCAGCACCGCCUCCAGUAAAGAAGCCGAAACCAAAUGAACGAAAGCUCCGAAAAAUGAAUAUGAAUUUCUACGGCGCCGGCGAGGAGGAAGCCAAAUCACAACAAAAGGAGUUGAAACAUAAUCCAGCAUUGGAGCGCGCUCCGCUCUUCAGCUACGCGGAAGGACUAAUAGUGGAAAUAGGCUUCUUGAAUCCUUGCGUCAACAUUAAGGAAUUUAAGGCUGAUAUGCGCCAAUACGAGACAGUGAAGUAUGUUGACGUCAAAGAGGGUGCCAUGCAUGCGUAUUUACGCUUAGAUACUGCCGAUGCGGCAACUGACUUUGUGGGACAAGUUAGUUGUGCGGAAUACAAUUGCAAGGUGCUCAGCGGCGAAGCAGAACUAGAGUAUUGGAAAAAGAUUGAGACAGAUCGUGAAAUGAAACUGAAUAAACAAGUAAAAAUUCCACAGAAGAGGGGUAGGGAAAAGGUUAAAAAGCUAGUAACGAAACAUAUUCGUUUCGGCGAAUUUGAUGAAUAAGGUAUCUACGCGGUCUAUUUGAGUUCUUUUUGAAAGAAAAUGUAACUGAAUUUAAUGAAAUUUUAUCAAAUAAAAUACUAAUAUACCCUUAAAUCUAA